Messenger RNA from Maylandia zebra (zebra mbuna), 3009 nucleotides. RefSeq names its product ssu-2 homolog, tandem duplicate 1 (gene ssuh2.1). Lineage: Eukaryota; Metazoa; Chordata; Actinopteri; Cichliformes; Cichlidae. Gene Ontology annotation, molecular function: heat shock protein binding. The record is from RefSeq and is a predicted model, not a curated record.
ACCGCGCGCGACUUGUUGUUAGGCGCUUCAUUCACGUUUAACGACCGUGAGCAGCGGAGGAAUGGACGAGAAAGAAGAAGAUGUGGGUACAUUCGAUCCAAACAUACCAGAGGAGGGACCAUCAGCGCCACCUCCUGGCUGGCUGGAUGAUAUUCAUGGAUAUCAGGGCCUCAAAGGAGGAGAUGACGAUAACCCGCUGUACCCACCGCCCCCUGCCUACAAUCCCCAACCUGAACAAAACAGAAGCACAUCAGUGCCCGACGUUAGGGUCCCUUCGGUGUCAGAGGAUGUAGCCAGAGAUGCUCUGCUCAAAUUUGUGGAAUCCAAAUGGAAUUACAGCUCCAAACCUGCCAGGAACCUCACCUUCAAAGAUCUGCAGCCCAUCACAGUGUACAGGUAUCGACUGGAGACCUACACUGAGACCAGAGCCAGCGCCUGGCAGUUUGAGCCCUACAACGGUCAGACGGUGGACGGUCCUCAGUACGGUAUGAGCCCCGCGCCGUGGGACAUCCCGGUGUCGCUGCCUCAGAGAUACACCGACAAGGUGGAGAAGAUCCGAGUGCCGCACUCGUCGUUCGUGAAGGUGUGUCACAAGUGCAAAGGCUGCGGGAGAACUCGCUGCACCGCCUGCUUCGGCCGAGGCCAGAAGCGCUGCACGUUCUGCCACGGCCGCGGUCGUAUCAGGAACAAGCACUGCACUUCCUGUCAUGGCAGAGGUCGAAAGAGGUGUUUGAGCUGCCACAGCCACGGCUACAAGACCUGCUCCGUUUGUCUCGGCAGCCAAAACCUGCUGCAUUUCAUCCAGCUCACAGUGACGUGGAAGAACAACGUCAGUGAGUUCAUUCCCGACCGCCAGCCCGACUUUCCUGACAGGAAGUUCGAGAAGGUGUCGGGAGACGCUUUCUUCGUCGAUGAGAGUUUGCUGGUGUAUCCUAUCCAGGGUUUCCCGGAUCAGGAGAUCUGUGAGGUUUCAACAAAACUGAUUAACGAACACCUCGAGCGCUUCACCGCCACCAGCCGCAUCCUGCAGCAGCGUCAGAGCAUCGAGCUGGUGCCCCUCACUCAUGCCUAUUACACCUACAGCGGGAAAGACUACAGCUUCUUCGUCUACGGGCUGGAGAACAAAGUGUUUACCUCCAAAUAUCCCUCUGCAUGUUCCAUCCUGUAGGCAGCACGGUAUCGAUAUUUAAUCCCACGACCCAUAUAACCAUUUUUGUUUUGUAUGUUUACUUAAGAAUCUCUGUUUAUGAUCAAAGCUCAGCUUAUUUUUGACAGGAUUCACCUCCAAAUCACAGGGAGCCAAACUUUUAAGAUAAGUGGCCCCAAAGCCGUCGCAGGUGUCGGUUCAGUUAAACAUGUUGAUGGAUUUUCACUAGAAAAGUUUCCAUAUAUCCGCAGAUAAACUUUGUUAUGCAUGUUAGUUAUUUUAACCAUGAAUCAGUAUGAAUUAUACCUCUUUCUCUAAUCUGCUAUAAUCCACCCACUGUGUGUGUGUGUGUGUGCCCUAACAUCUACUUCCUGUUUACCAACCUGGUUAUUUCCUGUUGCUGCUGGUGCUUUCUUUGUGGCAUUCAGUGCUAAAUGCUUUUGUUCAGUACAUCAUCAGGUCAGAUCACAACCUGGAGUUUAGUUGUUUAUAUGUUCAGUCUUCAGACGUCCUGCAGUCACGCUCAGGGUUUAUUCUCUUAUUUUCUGCACGAACCUCAUUUUACUGCUUUAAACACCUGAAGUUGCUGCUUUUGGUCUCAGAUGCAGUCAGACUCGUUGCCACACUGUUACUCUCGUUACUGUUAGUACGAGUGCACUUACAGCGUCAGGUUCGACUCGAGAUCUUUCUUGGUAAUUCUCAUUGAGUGAUGUUUUUAAAGAAAAGUGAUUAAGUGAGAAAAUAACUGGCAGAAUAAUCAAUACUGAAAGUCAUUGUUAGAAGGAGCACCGCCCAGAACAUCACAGAACACGAAUGACCAAAGAUUUUUAACCUUUCUGGACGUUUCAUUUUGGUGUCUCGCUCUCAGUCUCUCUGUGAUUGGUUUUGGUUUCUCUGAUGGUUUUUUUGCAUAUUUUUGUCUCUUUGUGAUUUCAGUCUGUUUUUUUGUGUGUGGUCAUCUUUUUUUUAUGUUUUUUGUCAUUAUCAAUACCCUUGUUGAAAUAUUUAGUCACGUUUAUUCAGUUUCUCGUUAUUUUCAUAUUUUUUUCUUUGGAUUUUUCCAUAUUUGUCAUCAUUUUUUUUGUCUUUGUUGUAAUUUUUAGCUUCUACUUUAAGUCUCUUUAUUGGUGUUUUGAGUGUUUUCAGUCUUUUAGCUGAGCUCGGUUCAGGUUCAGGGUCUUCCUGCCUCCUUUCUUCAGCCUGUCCAAUCAUCCAUCCAACGGUCCAGGUCUUGUUAGGCGAAUAAUUACAGGGAUGGAAUCGCUGUUAUAUAAAUAUGAAUGAUGGACUUCAAUAGUAAAGUGUAAAGUUUUGCUUGAUGGAUAAACAUCAUUGAAUUUAAUCUGGUUGAGGAUUUUUCUGGAGCUGUAAGGUGAUUCGGUGCAGGUUCAGCGGGUCGAGCAGGCGACCCGUGUGUCGUACGGCUGUUGCCUUAAAGUUGUUGUUUUUUUUAAGUCUACAUGUAAAAGAAGAGACGAAUCUUCUUCGGGGCAGAAAAUGAACUCCAGGCCAAAUUCCUGGAAGAUUAAGUGCAGCAGUUUACUGCCAGCGAUGAUAAAAUGCAGCUUCCUGUCUGAAGCAGUUUGAACCUGCUUGUCAAUUUCUAAUGAUGUCAUUAGUAGGGACUGUUCGUACGUUUUCCCCUUACAGCUUCUGUAAAACCCGUCCAGUGUUUGGACAUUUUUCCUGAAGUGACACAGAAAACAUGUCUCAUGCUGUAUUUAACAUUUGUACAUCCCUACAGACUCUCAUGUGUACAGCUAAAAUAACAUUUUGAUAUCUUUUAUUGUUUUAAAAACUAUAAAUCACCUGCCGAUGUUUGCAGUAAAGUUAUCACACAAAUAAAAAUGUUUUUAUCGUUA